Molecule: messenger RNA, 1245 nt
Organism: Aspergillus chevalieri
Lineage: Eukaryota; Fungi; Ascomycota; Eurotiomycetes; Eurotiales; Aspergillaceae
Gene: nap1
Product: histone chaperone NAP1
Exons: 5
Coding region: 1-1245 (414 amino acids)
Biological process (GO): nucleosome assembly
Cellular component (GO): nucleus; chromatin
Molecular function (GO): chromatin binding; histone binding
Source: RefSeq, a predicted model, not a curated record
AUGUCUGAACCCAUCAGAAACAAGAAGGCAGACUUUCCAGUCGCCCCUACGCCUCAAAAUACACCCGCAAACAACGCCCCUAUCUCUUCUCAUGCCCAACAGCCUGGAGUCGCUAGCAUCAAAGAAGAAUCUCUUGAUCAUGCUACGGCUGCUUCUCUUUUCGCAAGAAAUCCUGGACUCGUAUCCAUGAUCCAGGGAAAGCUUGGUUCUCUUGUUGGACGUUCGUCUGGCUAUAUCGAGUCGCUUCCUGUAUCUGUCCGUCGACGUGUGGCCGGCCUCAAGGGUAUCCAAAAAGAGCACGCGAAGCUGGAGGCUCAGUUCCAGGAGGAGGUCUUGGAGCUUGAGAAGAAAUACUUCGCCAAAUUUACCCCUCUUUAUCAGAGACGUUCCACAAUAGUCAACGGCGCCGUGGAACCGACUGACGAUGAGGUUGAUGCAGGACAAAAGGAAGAAGAGGAAGAUGUAGGUGCGAAGGGAGGCGAAGAAGAGCCCAAGAAAGAAGAGGGCAAGGAGGCCGCAAUGUCCGGCAUUCCCGAAUUUUGGCUGUCUGCCAUGAAGAACCAGAUUUCGCUCGCCGAGAUGAUUACCGAGCGGGAUGAGGAAGCCUUGAAACAUCUCGUUGACGUCCGCAUGGAGUAUCUCGACCGCCCAGGGUUCCGUCUUAUCUUUGAAUUUUCAGAAAACGAGUUUUUCACCAACAAAAUAAUUUCGAAGACCUAUUAUUACAAGGAGGAGAGCGGUUACGGUGGUUAUUUCAUUUAUGAUCAUGCCGAAGGAUCCAAGAUCGACUGGAAAUCCGACAAAGAUCUUACAGUUCGUGUGGAGAGCAAAAAGCAGAGGAACAAAAAUACGAAGCAAACCCGUGUGGUCAAGGUUACAGUGCCCACAGAGUCGUUCUUCAAUUUCUUUUCUCCCCCGCAGCCGCCAACGGAUGAUGAUGAUACUGUUGCCACUGACAUCGAAGAGCGUCUUGAAUUGGAUUACCAACUUGGAGAGGAUAUCAAGGAAAAACUCAUUCCCCGCGCAAUCGAUUGGUUCACUGGCGAAGCUCUUCAAUUUGAGGAAUUGGGUGAUGACAUGGAACCUGAUGAUUUUGACGACGAGGAUGAAGACGACGAAGACGAGGAUGAGGACGAUGAGGAUGAUGAUAGGAAAUCUGACCGUGAUAUUGACGAGGAUUCUGACGACGAAGAGGACGGUGCUUCCAAGCCCAAGAAGGAGGCGGCUGAGUGCAAACAAAGCUGA